This is a messenger RNA of Penicillium angulare, 987 nucleotides long. RefSeq lists its product as uncharacterized. The record is from RefSeq and is a predicted model, not a curated record. The coding region runs from base 1 to 987 and encodes 328 amino acids. Gene Ontology annotation, molecular function: pectinesterase activity. Gene Ontology annotation, biological process: cell wall modification. The transcript has 2 exons. Lineage: Eukaryota; Fungi; Ascomycota; Eurotiomycetes; Eurotiales; Aspergillaceae.
AUGAUGAAGGCUUUUGCACUUUUCUCCUUCGCAGCAUCCGUGCUAGCAGCCAGUCGCACCAGCGCUCCUAGUGGCUCAAUUGUUGUCGCAAAGUCUGGCGGCGACUAUAGUACCAUUAGUGAUGCUAUCUCAGCGCUUGAUACCUCCACCACAGAUACGCAGACCAUCUUCAUUGAAGAGGGUACUUACGAGGAACAAGUGUAUAUCCCCGAACUAUCCGGAGAGUUGAUUAUCUACGGCCAAACAGAGGAUGACACCACCUACUCCUCCAAUACCGUAACCAUAACAGCCGGUGUAAGCGCAACAGAAGCAGGCAACGACGACGAAUCCGGCACCCUCCGCAACUACGCCGCAAAAUCAAGCAUCUACAACAUCAACGUGGCAAACACCUACGGCGAGGGCUCCCAAGCACUAGCCCUAAGCGCCUACAACACCGAACAGGGAUACUACGCCUGUUCCUUCACAGGCUUCCAAGACACCGUCCUCGCCGAAACAGGCUACCAAGUCUACGGCUCCUGCUACAUCUCCGGCGCUAUCGAUUUCAUCUUCGGCCAGACAGGAAACGCAUGGUUUGAUAAGUGUGUCAUUGGUCUUGAGAAGUAUAGCUACGGUACUAUUACUGCGCAGGGGAGACCUUCUUCUUCAGAUGAGGGGUACUUUGUUAUUAAUGAGAGUACUGUUGAGGCUGUGUCGGGUGAGGAUGUCAGUGAGGGGACUUAUUAUCUUGGACGGCCAUGGAGUGAGUAUGCGAGGGUUGUUUUUCAGAAUACAGUGCUGAGUGAUGUUAUUAAUUCCGCGGGGUGGGUUGAGUGGAGCAGUAGUGAGCCCAAUACUGAGGAUGUGCUUUUUGGGGAGUAUGAUAAUUCUGGUGAUGGGGCUGAGGGGACGAGGGCUUCUUUUGCGGAGACGCUGAGUGCUGCUGUUAGUAUUGAGAGUAUUCUUGGGAGUGAUUAUGAGGAUUGGGUUGAUACUAGCUAUAUUUCUUGA